CUAGCUCCCGCACGGGGACUUUGGAAAGGUUGGUCAUGCCCAGGUCCAUCUCGUUCCCGUCCAGGUGAUCCAGCAAGUACUCCUUGGUUAUCUUCCCUUCCUCCGACAUGGCGAAUGGUUUAGUUUAGGAGAGCGAUGGCGGUGAUGACUUUGGUGGGCGUUAAUAAGAGAGCACACACGUGGACGGUGACUCAGCAAGGUGAAAAGGUCGCACCGUCCAAGAAAGUCUCAUGGAUAAUGGCUCGGUUUUUAGCCCAGUUGAUAAUGGUCGGUGUUCAGACGGUGGGGAGAGCGUUUGGACAAACCCUGAGACAGGAAUACCAAGUGACAAUGGCAGCCAGAAGAGCAGCAGAGGAGGCAGGGAGAGACGGGACCAGGGCAGCCAGGGCAGCAAGCUCCACUGGUAUCUCACUACAGGAGGCACAACAGAUCCUCAACAUCAAGAACAUAGAUGACAUUGAGGCAAUAAGAAAAGUGAGCUGUGUGUCCACAUUAGUGUACCCCUUGUUCAUAUGUAGACGUCCCUGUAGCAUUAUGAACACCUGUUCAAAGUGAAUGACAAGUCAAGUGGGGGCUCUUUCUACCUGCAGUCUAAGGUGGUACGUGCCAAGGAGAGAAUAGAGAUGGAGUUGGAUGAGAAGGUGUGUCCCGACCCCACCCCCUCUGACGAGAACUCAUCAUCUUCACAAGAUUCACAAGACUCUGACUCACACCCAAGGACAUAGCAUUCACCUCGUCCCCAUGUAAUAAUUUAUUAUGCACUAUCAGUUACCACAAACUUAUAACCAAAACUUCUCGCGACAAAAUAGUGGAGCGCGCCACACGCCACCUAUCUACUUUGUUCGGUGCCACUGAAUAUAGUAUUUUGAAGUUUGAAUGUGAAAGAAACUUAUAUUUUAGCAGACUGCAGAAACUAAACACACAUGAGAUAGACAGUGAACAUACAGGAGGGAUGGGAUCACACACUCAAUCAUUAGGCAUAAAUAGCAGUUCAGUGUUUGUGUGACUGCAGUUCUAGUCGACCUCCUCGAUGGUUGGUCCACUCCCACCAGCCGACCCAGCCCCAGAAGCAGGUCCAGCGCCACCAGGGAACCCUCCAGGCAUCCCUCCAGGCAUUCCUCCUGGCAUGCCACCACCCUCUGAAGCUCCACCCGCCUGAUAGAGCUUGGUCACGAUAGGCGUGCAGAUACCCUCCAGCUCCUUCUGCUGGUGCUCAAACUCUUCCUUCUCUGCCGACUGGUUCUUGUCGAGCCAAUCGAUGACCUCCUUGCACUUGCUGAUGACUUUCUCCCGGUCUUCCUCCGGGACCUUCUCCUUCACCUUGUCCUCCUCAAAGGUGCUCUUCAUUUGGAAUGCAUAGCUCUCGAGCUGGUUCUUUGCAGAUACACGUUCUCUCUGAGCGUCGUCGGCUGCCUUGUACUGCUCGGCCUCACGUACCAUCCUGUCGAUUUCAUCCGCACUGAGUCGGCCUUUGUCGUUGGUGAUCGUAAUCUUGUUCUCUUUGCCCGUGCUUUUGUCCGCGGCCGACACGUUCAAGAUCCCGUUCCUGUCGAUGUCGAAGGUCACCUGGAUCUGGGGGACUCCCCUCGGGGCUGGGGGAAUCCCAGUGAGUUCGAAUUUCCCGAGGAGGUUGUUGUCCUUCGUCAUGGCUCUCUCUCCCUCGUACACCUGGAUCAGCACACCCGGCUGGUUGUCGGAAUAGGUGGUGAAUGUUUCCGUUUCCUUCUUGGGGAUCGUGGAGUUUCUCUUGAUGAGGGCGGUCAUGACGCCGCCGGCAGUCUCGAUACCGAGGGAGAGUGGAGUAACGUCGAGGAGUAGUAGGUCCUGGACUUCCUCGCUGGUGUCUCCCGAGAGGAUCGCAGCUUGGAUCGCAGCACCGUAUGCCACGGCCUCGUCCGGGUUGAUGGAUUUGUUCAGUUCCUUCCCGUUGAAGAAGUCUUGGAGGAGCUUCUGGAUGCGAGGGAUUCGGGUGGAGCCCCCGACCAACACAAGUUCAUGGAUCUGUCCCUUGUCAAAUUUUGAGUCCCGCAGGGCCUUCUCCACGGGCUCCAGGGUGCCACGGAACAGGUCUGCACACAGCUCCUCGAAUCGGGCCCGGGUGAUUUUGGUGUAGAAGUCGAUUCCCUCGAAGAGCGAGUCGAUCUCGAUGCUUGCCUCCGUGAUGGAGGACAGGGUACGCUUGGCGCGCUCGCACGCAGUUCUCAGCCGGCGGACGGCUCUCUUGUUCCCCGACAUGUCCUUCUUGAACUUUCGCUUGAACUCCUGGAUGAAGUGAUUCACCAUUCUGUUGUCGAAGUCCUCGCCACCCAAGUGGGUAUCACCUGCGGUCGAUUUCACCUCGAAUAUUCCCUCCUCGAUUGUGAGGAUGGAGACAUCGAAGGUGCCUCCACCGAGGUCGAAAAUGAGAAUGUUUUGCUCGGAGCCGACCUUCUUGUCAAGUCCGUACGCGAUGGCGGCGGCCGUCGGCUCGUUGAUGAUUCGGAGGAUGUUCAGCCCGGAAAUGGUUCCUGCGUCCUUCGUGGCCUGUCGCUGCGAGUCGUUGAAGUAGGCGGGGACCGUAACGACCGCGUCCGUGACCGUCUUUCCCAGGUACGCCUCGGCCGUCUCCUUCAUCUUCACCAGGACCAUGGACGAGAUCUCCUCGGCAAAGAACGACUUAAUCUCGCCCUUGUACUCGACGGAGACUUUGGGACGCCCCGCCUCGUCGACGACCUCGAACGGCCAGUGUUUCUUGUCGCUGCUCACCACGGGGUCGUUGCUUCGUCGACCGAUGAGCCGCUUGGCGUCGAAGACGGUGUUGGUCGGGUUCAUGGCGACCUGGUUUUUGGCCGCGUCGCCGAUGAGUCGCUCCGAGUCCGUGAACGCGACGUAGCUCGGAGUGGUCCUGUUCCCCUGGUCGUUGGCGAUGAUCUCCACCUUGCCGUGCUGGAAGACGCCGACGCACGAGUACGUCGUCCCCAGGUCGAUGCCCACCGCUGGUGCCUUCUUUGCCAUCUCUGUGCGCUUUCUUUCUUCUUCUUCUUCCGAUUCCGCUGCCGAGAAUGCCGCUUUUUGUGC
Messenger RNA from Geodia barretti, 3057 nucleotides. NCBI's taxonomy places the organism in Eukaryota, Metazoa, Porifera, Demospongiae, Tetractinellida, Geodiidae. The record is from the annotation of a GenBank genome assembly.